This is a messenger RNA of Macaca mulatta (Rhesus monkey), 5429 nucleotides long. NCBI's taxonomy places the organism in Eukaryota, Metazoa, Chordata, Mammalia, Primates, Cercopithecidae. The record is from RefSeq and is a predicted model, not a curated record.
GUGGUAUCAGUCCUCCAACUUUGUUCUUCAAUACUGCGUGGACUAUUCUGGUAAUUUGUUCUUUUUUGUGUGGAGGAAUAUACUUUUGUAUGAAUAGACCACAAUUUGUUUAUCCAUUCACCAACUAGUAGACUUGGGGUUGUUUCAAAUUUUUGACUAUUAUGAAUAAAACUGUUAUGACCUGGGAGGAGGUACUCCCCUUACAGACUGAAGUUGUCCAAUGUGAGGAGGAAUUGAAUUCCCUGAAACAGAAGCUGGCGGUGGCCCUUUUGGCGGAGCAGGAACUGCAGCCAGAACGAGUGGUUCCGGUGUCGCCGCUACCGCGGAAGUCGGCACUGUCCCGAGAUGAGAUUCUGCGCUGUAGCCGGCAGCCAGUGCUGUCAGAGCUGGGCGUGCACUGACACGUGCUAGUCGUGCGCUGCGGUGGGCUCCGCUGUCCACUGGCGUAGUACUUGGCAGCGGCCGGCGUGGGCCGCUUUGGCCUUGUGGACUAUGACGUGGUAGAGAAGAGCAACCUGGCCCACCAAGUGCUACAUGGCGAGGCACUGGCUGGACAGGCCAAGGCCGCUUCGGCCGCCGCCUCGCUGCGCUGCCUCAGUUUGGCGGUGGAAUGAGUGUGGUACACUUAGGCCCUUAUGCCAGCCACUACCCUAGACCCGGUCCGCCGAUAUGAUGUGGUGGCCGAGUUCUCGGACAACGUGCCCGCUCGCUAUCUGGUUAAUGACGCAUGUGUGCCGGCGGGUUGGCCCCUAGUGUGCAGUGCCUUGCGCUUCGACGGCCAAAUCACAGUCUACCAUUAUGACGGUGGGCCUUGCUAUCGCUGCAUAUUCCCCCAGCCACCCCCAGCGGAGACAGUGACCAGCUGCGCGGACCGCGGGAUGCUGCGUGUGGUAACUGGGGUCCCGGGCUGCCUGCAGGCCUUAGAAGUGCUGAACAUCGCUGCGAAUCUCGGCCCCUCUCACAGUGGCAGCCUGUUGCUCUUUGAUGCCCUGAGAGGGCAUUUCUGCUGUAUUCGGCUGCGGAGCCGCUGGCUCGACUGUGCAGCUUGCGGGAAAUGGCCCGCUGUGACUGCUCUGCUGGACUAUAAAGCCUUCUGUGGCUCCUCAGCCACCAAUAAAUGCCACUCCCUACAGUUACUGAGCCCAGAGGGGAGUAUUUCUGUCACCGACUGUAAGUGACUUCUGGAUUCUGGGGCACCCCACCUGUUGCUGGGCAUCAGGCCUCAGAUGGAGGAGAACAUCUGUCAUUUGUCUCAUGCCCUACACAUCCCUCUGAAAUAUUUGGAACACAGGGAUGCGGAGAGCCUGAAGCUCUUAAGAGAAGAAGUCUGGGAAGGGAAGCAGGGCACACAAGAAGGGGCUGCUGUCCCCAUUUAUGUGAUUUACAGACUGGGAAAUGAAUCACAGAAAGCCGUGAAGAUCCUCCAGGCCUCAUCAGCAGCUCAAGAGUUAGACUCUUUAACAGUUUGGAAUAUUGUGGGGGACCUCAUGGCCUGGGCUGCCCAAAACGAUGGAACACUUCCACAGUACGAAGUCACUCCUGAAGCCAUUGGCUUCUUGUCUGCUGUUGGGGUCUUUAUUGUUCUUCUGGCCGUCCUCUUCCUCUUCAUCAACAAGAAACUGUGUUUCGAAACGAUAGGAGGCCUUCCUUUCCUGGAGCAUCGAGGGAAAAGAAAGCAAUCUAAAGACAAGACUGGGAUUCGCAAGGGGCUGGUCAACAGCUUUGGGGAUGACGAAGAGCUGUCCACAUCUUCCGACAGUGACGAGGAGGUGAUCAAACAAUUUGAGAUUUCCGUGUCCCGGUCCCAGAGUUUCCGUUCAGUGACAUCUGAGAAAGGAAAGCAGACAGGAUUGGAGCAGAAACCAAAAUUCAGCCGUUUGUUGUUGACACACGGAGAAGAUGGCACAGAAGUAUCUGCCUGCGAAGAUUUGGAUGGAGCCAGCCAACGGCGUUAUUCUGAGAAUCUCUCCUAUGGUGAAGAUGACCACAUCCCUGCUCACUCACAGUCCCCAUGUGAGAGGGGGGAUGCCAAACACCAUGGCACAUCUCACCAAGAGUCCAGUGUGGUCCAAAGCCUCAGGCGCCAAUCCACAGAGGGCAGCUUGGAGAUGGAGACAGCUUUUAAUAGCCGGGGAUUUGAAGAUUCCUAUGCCACUGACAGCUCCUCCAUGUGGAGUCCAGAGGAACAGGACAGGACCAAUUUGCAGGUGCCAUCCGGAGUCUCAGAGCCCAUCUCAAAGUGUGGUGACCUAGAUGUCAUCUUUGAAUAUAGAGCCUCCAGCCAGAAGCUCACAGUGACCAUUGUGAGGGCACAGGGCCUCCCAGAUAAGGACCGAAGUGGUGUCAACUCCUGGCAAGUUCAUGUAGUGCUGCUGCCUGGUAAGAAACAGAGGGGCAGGACGAACAUACAGAGAGGGCCCAACCCCGUCUUCAAGGAGAAGGUCACCUUCGCCAAGCUGGAGCCCAGAGACGUGGCUGCCUGUGCUGUCCGCUUCCGCCUGUACGCUGCCCGGAAGAUGACCCGAGAGAGAAUGAUGGGAGAGAAACUAUUCUAUCUCAGCCACCUGCACCCAGAAGGGGAAAUGAAAGUGACUCUGGUUCUGGAGCCAAGAAGUAAUAUAAGUAGUGGAGGGUCUCCGCUCAGCCCAUCUGCGGUUUCUCACAGUGAUAGUACUUCAUCCACGCAGUCGCUGUCUCAUGGAGGGGCGCCAGAGCUGUUGGUGGGGCUCUCGUACAAUGCCACAACGGGGCGAUUAUCUGUGGAAAUGAUCAAAGGCAGCCAUUUCCGAAACCUUGCUGUUAACCGAGCACCUGAUACAUAUGGAAAACUCUUUCUCCUCAAUUCUGUGGGUCAAGAGAUGUCCCGUUGCAAGACGUCCAUUCGGCGUGGUCAGCCCAAUCCUGUCUAUAAGGAGACCUUUGUCUUCCAGGUGGCCCUCUUUCAGCUGUCUGAUGUCACGUUGAUGAUUUCCGUUUAUAACAGGCGUACUAUGAAGCGUAAAGAGAUGAUUGGCUGGAUUGCCCUGGGCCAGAACAGCAGUGGAGAGGAGGAACAAGAUCAUUGGGAGGAGAUGAAGGAAACCAAAGGCCAGCAGAUAUGCAGAUGGCACACUUUGUUGGAAUCCUAGCAAACAGAUAAGAAGUAGGAGACAGGAUUGGCGUUGUAUCUAUGGUCAUCUCAAGGAGGGACAAGAUUGAGUGGUGAGAAGAUUAGAAUUUGGAUAAAUUCUAAGGCCCCGGCAUGACUCUACAGGGAACCAGGAAAGUGAUGUGUCUCUUCUUCGGUGCGAUUCUCCCUCUGAAGAUAGCUUUGGGCAACAUUUCUCUACUAGAUUUUUCAUCUUCCCUUCUUUAAUUUGGCUUACUGGCUACCCAAAUUGCCCACUUUGAUGUUCUAAUUAUCCCCCAUCCCCAAGAAAACAGCCCUAUUUAACAACAACAACAACAACAAAAGCAAUGUAAAACAUAAAAACAUAGCUUGAGUGAGAUAUGAAAAAUUAUGCAACCAAUUGGGUAAAUUUAUACUAAAGUGUACAUGUACACUAAAGUAUACUGAAGUGCUAAAACACGCACACCUCUAGUCUCCUUUGUGAAAAAUACCUUUGCUCUUCUGCAUUUUCGUUUUAAACAAGUUUACAUGUUGGCCUGAGGUUUUAAUUAGCUGUUGGACCAAAAUGAAGACUUUCUAAUUGUGUGAAGGACGUGUUUUAGACCACAAGAACAUUUUUUUUUUUUUCUCAAUCUGAGGCACCCUGCCAGUAGGCAGCCACAGACAACGCCAAAAGGAAUGAGACUCUGGGCUGAUUUUUAUGGAUUAGUUAAUAUAUUCCUCCUCAGAAUCUAUCAAGUGCUCAAACCUGCAGACACAAACACGAACAUACUAGGGAGGAGAGUCCCAGAAGGCAGAAGAUCCCGUACUGCUCGUCCCCAAACGCCUCACCCCGUCACACCCACGAACUCAUCCGGUUCUCCCUUCUCAGCGCCCUGCUCCAAGGCGAAGAGUAUCCCAGAGGAAGCAUCAGGGUCUAAAACAACAACAACAACAACAACAACAACAACAACAACAACAACACUGAGCCAAACACUGCUGCUUCCUUAGUCGAUGAAAGUGCCACCCCACCCCUCUCCCCAAACCCAACCUCCGUAGGGGACAUCGAGCCAAGGCCUGCAGCGAGUGACCUGCCGGUGGAGGCGCGGGGCCGCUCACCUACCCGGGCCCGUGGCUCUCGCCCCGCCCCAGCCUCCCAGUCCACUCCGCCAGCCCCAACUUAGGCGAGCGCAGUCGGGACCCCUCUGUAGGGGCUCUUUGUUCGCCGCCCCUCGGCGUUCCAGCGCUCAACCUUGCUCCCAGCAGCCCCCGCCAGCGCACUCGACCUACAGGAAAGUUGCUCCCGAGCUGUGGAGGGGCGUCAUCGCCUCCUAGCAACGCUCCUAGCAACCGGGUAACAUCUGCUCCCUGUGGUCCAAUGCGAGCGGAGAACAGCUGCGCGCCCGCCUAGAGCUGCGAACCCGGAGUGAGAGGCGCUUCAGAGACUGGAGGGACGGACCUGCAGGAGCUCGGGCUGCCCGCCGAGCUGCAGUUACCGCUGCUGCCGCUGUCAGUGCCCGACUGAAGAGUGACAGCCCCAAAAGCAGGAGUGAGCACCGAACCCCGCGCCUCUACCUAACAGGUGCAUGCGCCGAUCUGGUGAGUGGACCCAGCUCGCAAGGCUUUCUCCUGACUUGAGAACCAGUUCAUAUCAGUGCAGUCCUGACUCGCCCGAUGUUAUUUGUGUCUGUCUCCUUGUUUCAAGAUCUCAGGUAACCAUUCAUGAGCCUGAGGCUGUGAGAAAUGCUCGCUGUGCAAAGGGGAACUCUCAGCAGAUUUUCUGAAACUGUUCUAGAAAUACACUUUUCGGAUUGAUUCAGCAUUACCAGCUUAUCCAAAAAAAGUAUUAACAUAUACAUUAACAACGUCGAAAGUAGCCUACUUUAAGAGAAAAUAUGCAGAAGAAGAAGAUUUACAUCAAGAUUACCAUGGGUAUUUUCCAAAACACCUGAUAUUACCUGAGGACAGAACUUGCAUUCUCAAACUUUCUCUGGAGAAGCUCAGGUUUCUUGAAGACCCAGAAACCUACUUAAGAAGGUCUGUGUUAAUUAACAAUUUGCUGAGGAAGAUACAUCUAGAGACGGAGAAAGAGAGCUAUGAAUACUUUAAAGAAGCUCCCUGUUAUAAGACUGCAUAUUCUGAUACAAGAAAACGGCUGAAGUUUAUGGUACAAGAAUGCUGUUCUCAGUCUCUCUAUUAUGAAGAGCUGCAUUCGUAUCAUAUUGUGCCUUAUGCUUCGGAGAAUGCCAUUUAUGAAAUGGGCUACACUAGCAGCCACUUGGAGCAAAAUUCUCAGUUGCUUAUUUAUAAAAUGAAUUAAAGUAACUGUUAAGUCCAUUGA